This is a messenger RNA of Lampris incognitus (smalleye Pacific opah), 644 nucleotides long. RefSeq names its product glucagon b (gene gcgb). The coding region runs from base 7 to 492 and encodes 161 amino acids. The record is from RefSeq and is a predicted model, not a curated record. Gene Ontology annotation, cellular component: extracellular region. The transcript has 4 exons. NCBI's taxonomy places the organism in Eukaryota, Metazoa, Chordata, Actinopteri, Lampriformes, Lampridae. Gene Ontology annotation, molecular function: glucagon receptor binding; hormone activity. Gene Ontology annotation, biological process: response to starvation.
GGGACCAUGAAACAGCUCCAGGAGCCGGGUGGAGAAGUGAGCCAGGAAAACCCACCCAACUCUGUGAUCCUCUUCUCCGAGACGCUCGCCGGCAAGCAGCAACCUCAAGAGGCUCAAACGAUGAAAAGCGCCCACUCUUUCACUGGACUCUUGCUUCUGAUCAUUGUCCAGAGCAGCUGGCAGGUCCCCGACCAAGACACAGAGGAGAACUCGAGCCUCAUGACAGAGGACUCCUUCUUCAACGAGCCCAGAGCGCUCUCAAACAUGAAGAGACAUUCAGAGGGAACGUUUUCCAACGACUACAGUAAAUACCUGGAGACGAGACGAGCACAGGACUUCGUCCAGUGGCUAAAAAACACGAAAAGAAAUGGCAGUCCCAUCAGGCGCCAUGCAGACGGCACCUACACCAGCGACGUCAGCUCCUACCUGCAGGACCAGGCAGCCAAAGAGUUUGUAUCCUGGCUGAAGACCGGCCGGGGCAGACGAGAGUAGACCGCCCCCGACGCCGACGGCACCGCCAUCGCCCUGAACCCCCAACUCCCCGACCCCCAAGUGACGCAACCUGUCAACAGACCCCAUGCUGACUUUGUGCCAUGAAAUAUUUUACACGUUGUACUGCCCUCUGCCUUGGCCAUGCUAUUAAA